GUCGACAUUCGAUACAGAUUUAUCUGCGAUGAUUUGUAGCCCAGAUUGUUCACCAUUUAUUAUUUACAACAUGAUUAAUCACUGGGAAUCAAGGAAAUGGAGUAUGGAGCUUUUAUCUCAACAAAUCACACAAAAGUUAUCCUGCAAGCUUUCUCCAAGGGAUAGCCAAAAUUUAUGGGAGACGCAGUGUAUUCACAAGGAUGUCACAAUGAAAGAAUUUUAUUCAUGGAUGCAGUCAAAUGAUGAUAAAUCAAAUCCACUUUGUAAAUAUCCAUCAGAGGCAUUCUCUGGUUACAUAGACUAUAAAUAUAUGAAAGACAUUUCACCCAAAGAACAUCUUAAGGCAGUGGACUGGGGGAUGUUUGGAUUUCCAGGGCGGGAUGGAACAGAAAGCACCAUCUGGAUUGGAACAGAAGGAUGUUAUACUAACUGUCACUACGACACAUAUGGAUUUAAUCUAGUAGCUCAAAUUCAGGGAAGGAAGCGCUGGAUUUUGUUUCCCCCUUGGGAGAGUUUCUAUCUUUAUCCCACAAGAAUUCCUUAUGAGGAGUCAAGUGUAUUUAGUGAAGUGAAUGUAAAAAAUCCAGAUUAUCAACACCAUCCAGAAUUUAAGAAAGCCUGUCCCUACAUUGUGACACUAGAGCCAGGACAGGUCCUGUAUGUUCCUCGUCAUUGGUGGCACUACGUAGAGAGUCUAGAGGAUUCAAUCAGCGUCAACACCUGGAUUGAUACAGAAGAAGACUUAGAAAGCCGUAUAUCAGAGGCCAUUACAAGGUGCUUGUUCUCUACACUUCUAGAGGCUAGGGACCAGUUAAAGGAAGAUCAGAAAGAGGACCAGCCAAAGAAUGAUCAGAAAGAGGAUGACUGGAUAAACCCUGGUGAAGAAAUGCUGUCACUUGAUACAAAUAUCCAGCUUUUACAGUUAGCACUGACAAUGAAAUGUGGUACUGAUGAGGAAAAAGUUAAAAAUACUCGGAGCAUGUUGUGUGAUGCUCUCAGGGACAUUCCUGUUAGAGGCAGUGACAGGUGUUACAGAAAGAAGAGAAAAUUAAGUGAAAAUUUGGAAACCUGUGAUAAAGGAGGAGCAACUAAAAAUCUUAAAUAUGAAAAAGAAGAAAAUUGCAAGCUUGAUAAGGGAGAUAACUUAAAUGCGGAUUUAAAUGAAGAAUUGUGUUCACAAGAUUUACAAACUACUGGUGGGCAAGAUUUUCCUUAUAUUAUCAUUCUUGAGAGUAAAAACAAAGGAGAUGACAACAAGGAAACUGAAGAAUCUCAAAAUGCAAAGACAAACUUAAAAUCUAAAACUCCUGGAAACAUGUGUAAGCCAUUUUCUGAAAGAUGUAAAAAUGAAACCUCUUCUAAAGUGUUUGAAAAACUGGUAAAAAGUGUGCUGCAUCCACAGGUUAUACAAACAAUAUUAACACAGCUUAAUCAAUAAUAAUCAACUUUAACAUUCAAUUACUUUGUAAAAAUUAAAGCUAUUUUGU
This is a messenger RNA of Saccostrea cuccullata (small rock oyster), 1487 nucleotides long. Its product is annotated as HSPB1-associated protein 1 homolog. The transcript is spliced from 7 exons. Lineage: Eukaryota; Metazoa; Mollusca; Bivalvia; Ostreida; Ostreidae. The record is from RefSeq and is a predicted model, not a curated record. Gene Ontology annotation, molecular function: 2-oxoglutarate-dependent dioxygenase activity. Bases 29 to 1438 code for a protein of 469 amino acids.